This is a messenger RNA of Microplitis demolitor, 1620 nucleotides long. RefSeq names its product CXXC motif containing zinc binding protein. Gene Ontology annotation, molecular function: zinc ion binding. The transcript has 2 exons. The record is from RefSeq and is a predicted model, not a curated record. NCBI's taxonomy places the organism in Eukaryota, Metazoa, Arthropoda, Insecta, Hymenoptera, Braconidae. The coding region runs from base 140 to 625 and encodes 161 amino acids.
CGUGUGCUUAUGCGCAUUUCCUUGCGCUUGCGCGCGAACAAGCGCACCAGUACGUUCCAUGAUAAAUUGUUUGAUUCCUCAUGUAAACUGCUCUUAGUUUAACUAAACAAAAACAAAACUAAAAUCUCUCGAAAUAAAAAUGGUAAAAAUAGGAUUAAAAUUUCAAGCAACAUUAGAAAACAUAGAAGAGUUAAACCCAACAGACCCAAAUUUUCGUUGGGGUCUUAAACUAAAAUGUUCCAAUUGCAAUGAAUCAACUGACAAGUGGCAUUAUUUAUCAUUAAACGAAGAAGUUCCAGCACCUCAUGGCAAAGACAUUCAUCAUCUUGUAUGCAAAUGUAAACUUUGCUCACGUGUCAAUACCGUAACAAUAAUUAAAGAUUCAAUAAAAAAGUACACUGCUGAAGACACCGAGAAAUUUAAAACAAUAGCAGUGUUUGAUUGUCGAGGAUUAGAACCUACGGAAUUUUCACCAGGAGAUGGAUGGGUCGUCAAGACUAUUGAGAAUGGAACCGAGUUUGAAGAUGUUGAUUUGAGUGAUCUUCCCUGGGCCGAUUACUGCGAUAAAGUCAAAAAACCAGUCAGUGUUGAUGAUAUUAGAUAUGAAUUUGAAAAAGUCAAGUAAUUGUAAUUUUUUUUUUUUUUUUUAUUGAUAAAAGAUAUGAUAUAUUUGUACCAAGGAUUAAUGAUUGAAGUUAGCAGACAUCUAUUUUUGAAUUUUUUUCAAAACGAUAAGUUACAAAAAAAACAUAUUUUCAAAUAUUGCAUUUAAAUUUUUUUAAUUUUCUGCAUGUGUAUUUUUUUUUUAGCAAAUAAUUUGUUAAAAAUUUGAAAAUUGUUGGUUAUCUGAUGAGUGUAAGUGUAGCAGACACGUCAAUUUUUUAACUACAUAUAAAAAAUUAAAUAAUUAAUAUAAUAAAAUUUUAAAAAAUUCAUGUACUGAUUUUUGAAUUGUCUAAACGUGUAUUUUUUUAUUUUUAAUUUAUAAACAUUUUAAUUUUAUAUUUAAAAGUUUUAAAAAUUGUCAGAUAUCUGCUAUCUUUGUCUUAUUUUUUGCUAACUUCAGGAUCCAUGAAGUAAUAGAUCAUAAGGAUUAAAUAAUAAAAUAAUUAUUAUUAACAACGACAUAAUAUAAUUUAUUCAUAAUCAUAUACAAAAAAACCAUUCAUUAUUUAAUGAUAAAUUGUUCGAGACAGAUUAAAUUUAUUAUUGUUCAUAACAAUAGUCUUUUAUUAGUUCAUCUCGUUAUUUCGUUAAUUAUUUUUUUUUCUACCCUGCACUGUCCGUCAGAUGACUGGAGACAAAUCCGAGCAGGGGAACACUUAAAAGUAAACCAAUUUUAAUAUUAAUUACUUUUUUUUUUUUUGUUGAAUUUUAUGAAUUUUGAUAAAUGUUGAUGUCACUUGGAAUGUAUUAAAGCAGCCAAUAAAUUAAUUUAAUUUGGUAUUCAAUUAAUAUGUCAGUGUACCAUUUAAUUAAUUAUAUUAUUAAGUAUAAUUGUUAAAAAGGAAAAUUAACAAAAAUAAUAGUUAUAUACAUUGGGCAAUUAAAUUUAAAUAAUAAAUAAUGCUGCCUUGCAGUUCUACUAUUUUUUGUAAAGGGAUCACUGUAAAAAAAAUU